This is a messenger RNA of Corythoichthys intestinalis (scribbled pipefish), 1018 nucleotides long. RefSeq names its product heat shock protein, alpha-crystallin-related, 1 (gene hspb1). NCBI's taxonomy places the organism in Eukaryota, Metazoa, Chordata, Actinopteri, Syngnathiformes, Syngnathidae. The transcript is spliced from 3 exons. Gene Ontology annotation, biological process: response to heat; negative regulation of apoptotic process; protein refolding. The record is from RefSeq and is a predicted model, not a curated record. The coding region runs from base 61 to 654 and encodes 197 amino acids. Gene Ontology annotation, cellular component: cytoplasm; nucleus.
AGGAGGCGGCCAGAAUGUCGGGAGGGACUUUAUCCGAAAGACCACCAGUAGUUCUCCAUCAUGGCAGAGAGACGGAUUCCUUUCACCAUGCUGCGCACCCCGAGCUGGGACCCCUUUCGUGACUGGCACCCCACCAGCCGCAUCUUCGACCAGACCUUCGGCAUGCCGGCCCCGGUGGAAGACUUGGCCUCGUAUCCAUACACCCACUGGCCCGGCUACAUACGGCCUUCUGUGAUGGCCCCUGACAUGGCCGCUGUGAUGUAUCCAGGUGCCGUGAUGGCCCAGCAGGCCCGCGCCCUGUCCCGCCAGAUGAGCACGGGCAUGUCUGAGAUCAAGCAGACCCAAGACAAUUGGAAGGUGUCGCUGGAUGUUAACCAGUUCUCACCUGAAGAGCUGGUGGUCAAAACCAAGGACGGUGUGGUGGAAAUCACUGGAAAGCACGAAGAGCGGAAAGACGAGCAUGGUUUUGUGUCUAGAUGUUUCACCAGGAAAUACACCCUCCCCUCUAGCGCCAAUGUGGAAAAGGUCACAUCAUCGCUGUCUCCUGACGGCGUGUUGACUGUGGAGGCCCCGCUGGCCAAGGCGGCCAUCGAGGCAGCUGAGGUCAAAAUACCUGUCACCGUCGACAGCAAAAGCGGUGUAGUCAAGAAGUAGGAACCGGCUUCCAGCGGGUCGUUUCAUCUGAGCGAAGCCAGACUGGGAGUACCUUCCCUGCAUAGGUGUGUCUUCUCUGUGCACUGUCAUCUUUCUCCUCAUUUUAGUGUGGUGUUGCUCCCACUCUGUUCUGUCUUCCUCAUUUCUGCUGAGCCUUUCGUGCUAACUGUUGCAUCACACGGGAGAAAAAGUCUCUGGAGAGCAUGCACUUCACAACCACAAAAAGCUGAAUAAUGCCUGUUCGAAGUCUGCAAAUAGACUGGUUUCAUCCUCAGUCGAUUUAAAAAUGUCAACAGAGAUUAAAGUUGAAUUGGCGUACCAGGUGUCUCUACUUUUUUUCCUACCUUUAUAUCCUUCUAAACAG